This is a messenger RNA of Ruditapes philippinarum (Manila clam), 2380 nucleotides long. RefSeq names its product Na(+)/H(+) exchange regulatory cofactor NHE-RF2-like. The record is from RefSeq and is a predicted model, not a curated record. Gene Ontology annotation, molecular function: protein-membrane adaptor activity; protein binding. NCBI's taxonomy places the organism in Eukaryota, Metazoa, Mollusca, Bivalvia, Venerida, Veneridae. Gene Ontology annotation, biological process: protein localization to plasma membrane. Gene Ontology annotation, cellular component: apical plasma membrane.
AGCGUUCGUCGACCCCUGAACCGGUCUCAGUUCCCGAAACCUCUGAAUCACACAAUUUCCAUCCUCGGCUCUGCCACAUCAAAAAAUGGCCCGAUUUCCAAGGGUAUGGUUUCAACUUGCAUGCUGAGAAGGAGAAGAACGGACAGUACAUCGGACUGAUUGAUGCCAACUCCCCGGCUGAGGAUGCUGAUUUAAGGAAAGGCGACAGAAUCGUUGAAGUUAAUGGAGAAAAUAUUGAAAGAGAUACCCAUCAGCAAAUUAUUCAGAAGAUAAAAGCUGGAGGUGAUGAAACAAGGCUGCUUGUGGUAGAUUCAGAUGCAGAUGAUUAUUAUAGGAGAAAUGGAAUCCAGAUAAAGGCAGAUAUGCCUGAAGUUAUUGCCUCAGAAACAAGGCAAAAAGAGGUGCCAGCAAUGACCUUCCAUCCAAGACAGUGUCAUGUGAUCAAAUGGCCUGAUUUCCAAGGAUAUGGAUUUAACCUUCAUGCGGAGAAAGAGCGUGGUGGACAGUAUAUCGGUAAAAUAGAUGAAAAUUCACCCGCAGAAGAUGCUGGCCUUAGAGAAAAUGAUAGGAUCAUUGAAGUUAAUAAUGCAAACAUUGAAAAUGAAACACAUCAGCAAGUUAUUGCUAGAAUUAAAGCUGGAGGUGACGAGACAAAGCUACUGGUCGUUGAUAAGGAGGCCGAUGCUUACUACAAAAGUCGUGGAAUUACUGUUACAUCACAAAUGCCUGAAGUAGAAUUCCGGCAGACGGCAAGGCGGUCAAAUGCUGGCACCAAAGUAACGAAUGGCGAUAGUGCCCCUGCCUCUGUACAAGCCCCACAACAAACACGCUCGUACAACACUAGGAGAGAACCUGCAGUACAGAAGAGUGAACCAGCACAGGCCAACGGUGGCGACUUCUUGAACCUGUCAGCGAAGGAAAUGCGGGAGCGGAUCGCGCAGAAAAAGAAGAACGACCCAAAACAAAAAUCCAACAUGGACUUCAGAUCUAAAUUUGAGAUUUUCCAAAAAAUGUGAUCAGCUAAGAUAGAAAUGAAGAUUAGUUACUAAAAAUAUAUAUAUAAAAAUGUGUAUAUCAAUAUAAUAGAGGUGUGUUUCCAUUAGUUAUGAGACUUCUUGGUCACUGAUAUAUUUUCCUUCUUCUUGUGAAACAGUUAUUGAUAAAAAAAUUGAUACCUAUUGAAUUGAAGAGUUACACUUAAAUUAAUGUAUGGCUCUAAAAAGAUGUGGUAAAAAUAUUUGUGUUUGGAGGAAAGGGGAUGAUAUAUGUUGGUGUAUUUACUCACUUAUGUAUCGUAUUAUGACGCAGGUUGUGCUUAUGCAAUAUGAAGCGGUUUAAAUGAUGUUUUUUAACAUAUGUAAGUCUAAAAUUAAUUCUAAUACUAUGUAUUUACAAGGUUUAGACCUCACUUAUGUUUUGCUUAUGUACAAUAAAUAAAGUUUUUUCGAAUUUGUCAUACAAUUCUGAAGUUACUAAGGAGAUUGAUUUUUUUUAAAGUAAUACAAGUUUGAAGAGUGAGUGCAUUGGAAAAUUCACCAGAUGUAAAGUAGAGAUAUAGAAUUUGUUUAGGCUUUAAAUUAUCACAUGAUUCUUCAAUUAUAUAUACACAUAGGCAAAACAUUUAAAAUAAUUUAGUAAAAUCAAAUUUGUGACUAUAUCGAGCUGUAAAUAUUUUGUAUAAAUAUAUAGCACAAUCGUUUUUUCUUCUCUUCAUAGAAAAGCAAUCACCCAAGUCAUGUAAAUCAUGCAUUAUUAAGUGUGUUAGUUGUGUGUGAUUGUAUGUUUCAUUAUUUUUCAAUCAAUUCCCAUAAUCCUUUGCUUUAUAAUUAUGCUUACAAUUUACCUGUGCUCAUGUUUAAUUAUGUUCGUUUUUGAAAAAUUGCAAAGUUACUUUGUUUAGUUACUGCUCACCAAUCUGGCUUUAAAAAUUAGCCAUACAUUAAAAUUUUGCAUGUUUUUCAGAUUUGCCAGAAAAUCUAAUGUCGGGAUAUUGCCAUAUAUUUAAUUUCAUUUUCUGCCUUUAAUUUUUUCACUUCUAAAUGGUUUUCAAUUGUAAACAGAAAGUAAAGAAAAAAAUGUUGAAUCAGUCAAACAAUGAAAUAUUAUUUCAAAGUUCCUGGUCUUAAAUCAGAUUGUAAAAUCUAAAAAUAGAAAUCAUGGUCACAUGAUGAAGUGAUAAAAAUGUUUUAUUUAAUUUUGAAUGUAAAUGUCAUAAUGAAAAUUUUAAGACAAAGUGUUUGUUGACGUUUUCGUAGAAGAAUGUGUUGUAAUAAAAUGUAACUUUCCUUAGUUAUACGUUGAUUGAAUGUUGAAUAUCUUGCCUCGAGCAAACAAUGCCAAAAAUAGAUCUUUCAUAAUAAUAUGUAUGUGAUGAAAGGCC